AUGAGGAUCUGCUUCGCCUGCUCCGCGAGGGCUGUCUCUGACGCCAAAGCAAGGGAAUUGUUCGUUUUCGUCGCGAACAGUUUCCGCGUGGCCCGCUUGGCGGGCGACGUCCCGAAGGGCGAGAAACUGUCCGUGAGCCGGGUCAUCGGGCGCGAUAGGAAGACGCCAGCGAUGCCCCACGCGUUCUUCAAGAAAAAGGAGCUCGUCGAGUGCAUCUUCCACGAGGCGUUUCUCAUGAACAAGGAAGUGGGGAACGACGUGGCGGCAUUCAAGACGCCUCUCCACAUCCUCCAGAAGUUCGCUGCCUCUGGCGCGGAUGGGCUCGCGGCUUCGCACCGCGCGUCCGACUCAGGCGGCGGCGCCGACGGGAUGGAGACAUUGCUUGCGCUCCACGUGGCUGAGCAUCGGAACACCGCGGAUGUCAAGACGAAGGCGAUGAUCGACGUCGCGUGGCCUCUGUGGUCGAGCGCUUUCGACGACGAAAUGGCAGAGCUUGGCCAGCAGGAGUUGCAGAACAGCGCCACUGGGUUCGUCUGGCACACGUACCUCACCGAGACCAGCCAGGGCGUUGGUUCUAAGUACCGCGCCUUCGUGGCCGCGCGCACGGGCGGGCCGAUCCCCGCCGACCCCGAUCUGGAUGCAAAUGUCGGCUUGUUGGGGAUGUCCGAGCUCGGGGGCGAGCAAAAGGAAGAGUUCCAGACGCUCCAGGAGCAGCUCAAGCAGUUCCGCAGGAAAACUGUGAAGUUCGUCAGUUUGCCGUCUGUCGGCGCUGCCUCUGGUGCGGAGUGCGCAGCGGCGCAGGUGCAGAGUUUGUGGGAUGCGCUCAGCCUCGGGCACCGCUUCGGGAGGAGGAAGAACGACGUUCGCGCGUUCAUCCUCUCAGCGGAGUCGUUCCCGCCCAACGUCGUCAAGCAAGGCGGCAAGGCGAGGAUGAGCGAGAAGAUGGCGUGUGGCGAGGCGAAGUUCACGCGCGUCGUCGAGUUCUUCUUGCAGAAGAGGCAGAAUGAUGAUAUCCUCAUCUCCCUCGACGGCAGGAGCCGCGCGAACCGCAGGGUCAUUGAGUCCUUCGAAACGAAGUUGGAGUCAGGAGGUCCCCGCGCGCACGUCGAGUGCUGGUUCGUGCACGAGCAACCGACGAAGGAGGAGGACCCGCGGCCCGCGGCCAGGGCGUCGAGCUACACGAAGAACAACAGGGAGACUGCCAUUUUCGCGAUGCCACUCAAGGGGGACAUCGACUCGAAGGGCCACCCGUUCUCGCACAGCGAGGUGAAGCCGCUCAGCUUGUGGCAGACUCUCGUGGAGCACCACAAAGUGACCCGCGUCGCGGACUUCACUCCAGGUUCUGGUGCUUUGGCUGUUGCUGCCUCUGGCGCAAUGGAGUGCGAUGGCAUCGCUGCCAACGAUGCGCGCCGGGACUGGCUCGACUCCGUCGUGGGCAGGCGCGCGAUGCACAAAGCGGGCCACGACGAGGGGUGCGCGGAGCAAUUGGGCGGCGACGCCGAGUUCGUCGAGAAAGCCAGCAAGUAUUUCAGCGGAACCAUGAUGGAGGCGAAACGUCUGUUGAUGCCAGUGGCCGGGGACGGUCGCUCGAGCAUUCGUUUCCGAGAUGGGGCCCAGUGGCAUCGGUUCUGGGGGGUGAGUUAUGCGGCGGCGCGCGACAGCGAUGUAGGCACCGCGGCUGUCGGCGGCGUCGGCUCUUCUGAGGCGUGA
Molecule: messenger RNA, 1710 nt
Organism: Prorocentrum cordatum
Lineage: Eukaryota; Dinophyceae; Prorocentrales; Prorocentraceae
Source: the annotation of a GenBank genome assembly